Pimephales promelas (fathead minnow) is the source of this 1494-nucleotide messenger RNA. Its product is annotated as E3 SUMO-protein ligase ZBED1-like. Gene Ontology annotation, molecular function: protein dimerization activity; DNA binding. Lineage: Eukaryota; Metazoa; Chordata; Actinopteri; Cypriniformes; Leuciscidae. The record is from RefSeq and is a predicted model, not a curated record.
AUGGAGCCGCGCUAUGUGAUCCCGACUCGCAAACACAUUACCGAGGUAGCUGUGCCCAGGAUGUAUGAAGAGGUGAAGCAAGCUGUAAAAGCAUCUCUAGGCUCAGCAGAAAGAGUGGCCUUAACAUCCGAUGGCUGGACAUCGAGGGCGAUCUUCACGGCGCACUACAUCAAUGAGAAUUGGGAACUGAUUUCUCAUGUUUUGCAGACGAGGGCAAUGCAUGAGAGCCAUACUGGUAGUAACAUCGCCGAGGUGUUGGAAGAUGCAUUAGAGGAAUGGGAUAUAAAAAGCAAGGACCCCGCGGUUGUCACUGACAACGCGUCGAACAUGACCGUUGCAGCGCAGCUAGCUGGUAUGCUGCAUAUUAAAUGUUUUGCGCAUACUUUGAAUUUGGCUUCACAGCGCGCACUUCAACUAACACCAGUCGCGCGUUUGCUGGGAAGAGUGAGAAGAAUAACUAACUUUUUCAGACGCAGUACCAUAGCCAGCCAUGUACUGCGGGAAAAACAAAAACUUCUAAAUCUGCCUCACCACAAACUGCUCACUGACGUAGUCACCAGAUGGAAUAGUGCACACGACAUGCUGCAGCGCUUCCUAGAACAGCAGCCAGCCAUCCAUGCUGCCCUCCUCUCAGCUGAGGUGAGGAAGAAAGAGAAGGACCUCUGCACCCUCAGUGAGGCAGACAUAACAGCUGCUGAAGAAGUGGUCACUGCUAUGAAGCCCAUGAAGGUAGCUACACUAGUCAUGUCAGAAGAGACCACUCCAACACUUUCAGUUGUAGCACCACUCCUUGCCCAGCUGACCCAUGACCUACAAGACAGCCCAACAGAUUCCAACUUAGUGAAGGAAAUAAAAUCUGCCAUGUGCCAGGAUCUCAAAAAGAGGUACUUGAACAAGGAGACGCUUUAUGUGGCCACCGCUAUGGAUCCGAGAUUUAAGGCCCUGCCCUUCCUGUCAGAAGACCAACGCCAGGACAUCUAUGCUACAAUCCUUGCAGAAGCUACAGGGUGCAAAGCAUUACAGCAGAAUGAGCUUGGAGUGGACUCAGUUGAGACAGAGACUGAUGUGAAUGUGGUGCCAGAAGAGGAUGAGGAAGGCAAUCAAGAUCCUGUGCAAAAAGACAUGUCUGCUGUACCAUCCAAGAGAUCCAGGCAUUCUCUAGCUGACCUACUUGGUCCAACAUAUGCUACAGCACCUGCAAAGAAAUGGAAAACUGCAGAGGACCAGGCCAAGGAGGAGAUUUCUAGAUACAAAGAGGAUGCUCCCUUGCCGCUUGGUGUUGUCAAUCCACUAGACUGGUGGAAAGGGAAUCAGAGCAAGUAUCCUUUCUUGUCACACAUGGCAAAGAAAUACCUGUGUAUUCCGGGGACUAGUGUGCCCUCAGAGAGAGUGUUCUCUACUGCAGGGGACAUUAUUACAGCUCAGAGGAGUGCACUUACCCCAGAACAUGUUGAUCAGAUUCUGUUCCUAAACAAAAAUCUGAAGUCAAAAUAG